CUUAUCAGAUAUAUAUGCAAUUUCUAUGAUUAUGAUUUUGAAUUGAGUUUGUAGUUGAUUUGAGUAGUGCAUAGAAUCAUGGGAAUACAUCUUUAAAAUAUUUAGGUAGAUUUUAGUGGAUGGAAAAUUAGAACUAAUGUUUUUUGGUUUGUUUCUUGGGAGAAAAAAAAAUUACAUUGGCUUAUUUUCUAGGGAUAUUGAUGCAGAGUUUGAGCUUUUCAAGAGCUUGAGCCAGCAGUUGUUAGAAUUAACAUGUGAUGUAACAAAACCGCAUCAGGGCUUGAGGCAAGGAUGCUUCCCAUGGUUGCUGGAUCUUGCUCUCUGAGUCAUCCCUUCCUUCCACUACUCUAGCUAUUCGAUAGAGUAUUCGUUUACCUUUCUAUUUUCUUACUUUAUAUUAAGUUUAUUUUGGUCUCAAUGUCUCUCAAGUUGUCUUGCUACUAGUGAUGAGGCCCUCUCUUGCAGCUUCAGCAUGAAGGCGCUUACUUGUUUGUACUGAAAAGGACCCUGUUAUUCAACCACUGGUUGAUCAUGACUCUGAAACCUUGCAGCGGUUACUUCCUGAGAUACCCCUUUGGGUGAAAUAUCCAGACUAUGAUCGUAUUGACUGGCUAAACAAGUUUCUUGAGUAUAUGUGGCCUUUUUUGGACAAGGCAAUAUGCAAGACUGCAGAGACUAUAGCAAAGCCCAUUAUUGCUGAGGAAAUUCCAAAAUAUAAAAUUGAUUCCGUCGAAUUUGAAACUUUUACUUUAGGGUCUCUACCACCUACUUUCCAAGGUAUUAAAACCUAUAUGACUGAGGAGAAGGAAUUGAUUAUGGAACCUUCCUUAAAAUGGGCUGGAAAUCCUAAUGUAACUGCUGUUGUCAAAGCAUUUGGGUUGAAAGCAACGGUUCAGGUGGUGGAUUUGCAAAUUUUUGCCGCACCACGUAUCACCCUAAAGCCGUUGGUUCCAUGCUUUCCUUGUUUUGCCAAAAUCUACGUUUCUCUCAUGGACAAGCCACAUGUGGACUUUGGACUCAAGCUUCUCGGAGCUGAUCUUAUGUCAAUCCCUGGACUGUACAGGUUCGUUCAGGAACUUAUCAAAGAUCAGGUUGCUAACAUGUAUCUGUGGCCUAGAAACCUAGAAGUACAAAUUAUAGAUCCAGCAAAAGCCGCGAAGAGAUCUGUAGGAAUUCUUCAUGUGAAGGUUCUGAGGGCAAUGAAGUUGAAAAAGAAAGAUCUACUUGGUUCAUCAGACCCUUAUGUAAAAGUAAAGCUCACUGAGGAUGUGCAUCCGUCAAGGAAGACUGCCGUGAAGCAUAAGAAUUUAAACCCUGAAUGGAAUGAGGAAUUCAAUAUGGCUGUUAAAGAUCCAGAGUCCCAAGUUUUGGAUCUUAAAAUUUAUGAUUGGGAACGGGUUGGCAAACAUGACUUUAUGGGCAUGAAUACAGUUCCCUUGAAAGAACUUUCCCCUGAUGAACCAAAAGUUUUGACUCUUGAUCUUCUUAAGAACAUGAAUGCAAAUGAUGUUCAAAAUGAUAAGUCACGUGGGCAACUUGUGGUGGAAUUGAAUUACAAACCUUUUAAGGAGGAGGAAAUGGAAAGUGAUUUUGACGAAUCAGGUACAGUGGAAAAGGCUCCGGAAGGGACGCCUGACAGUGGAGGCCUUCUUGUGGUUAUAAUUCAUGAAGCACAAGAUGUUGAAGGGAAGCACCAUACCAAUCCGUAUGUGCGGAUCCUUUUGAAAGGGGAGGACAGAAAAACUAAGCAUAUAAAGAAGAAUAGAGAUCCAAGAUGGGAAGAGGAGUUCCAAUUCAUGCUGGAUGAGCCUCCCACUAAUGAUAAGCUACAUGUGGAAGUUUACAGUGCCUCAUCGAGGAUUGGCCUACUACAUCCUAAGGAAUCUUUGGGGUACAUUGAUAUUAGUCUUGCUGAUGUUGUUUCCAACAAGCGCAUCAACGAGAGGUACCAUCUAAUAGACUCGAAGAAUGGACGAAUCCAAAUCGAGCUGCAAUGGAGAACUUCUGCUUAAGCCUUUUGUUCGAUCUUUUUCCCGAUACAUUUUUCCGAGAUUGAGAUAGCUGCGCACUUGGAGAGAUACAUUCUAUUGUUUCUUGGUCUUGAUACCAAAUUAUAAUGUUUGUUGUCUGUAUGUACCUCAGUACCAAUAAUACAAAAGUAUAUACUUCGUACUUGCUGUUGACACCCCAAUUUUCGGUUUCAUUUCUCAUUUUAGGUUUUGGUUGUCUUGCUUGUUUACUAUUAUUACAGGAUUCAGUCAAUAAUAUUGUAACAUA
Cornus florida is the source of this 2277-nucleotide messenger RNA. RefSeq names its product synaptotagmin-1-like. The coding region runs from base 633 to 2012 and encodes 459 amino acids. The record is from RefSeq and is a predicted model, not a curated record. The transcript is spliced from 12 exons. Gene Ontology annotation, molecular function: lipid binding. Lineage: Eukaryota; Viridiplantae; Streptophyta; Magnoliopsida; Cornales; Cornaceae. Gene Ontology annotation, cellular component: endoplasmic reticulum.